AUGUCAGAUAUCAAUGAAGAGGAAGAUGAGUCAUCCAAAUUUUUAAAUAACUCUGAUUUGAUGGAUGAUAAUAAUGGGUGCAGUGCAAAGAAAAAGAAAAGGAAGAAAAAACUGAAAGAUAAGGAUUAUCUGCAUAACACACUGAAUAGUAGUAAGGAUGGUUGCCAUGGGGAAGAGGCUGAUGCAGGUAUGGUUGUUAAUGAAGGGGCGGAUUUCAUUUCAAAAGAGCCACAGUGUUUAACAAGCACCACCCAAAAUCUCAACCGGAAGAAAAGAAAAAUCAAAGAUAAAUACCUUUCAAAAGAUGUACCACAAAAUGAAAGAGAAGGCGACGGAGGUACUAAUGAAGUCCAUAAUGAUAAUUGUAUGGAAAAUUCAGAUACAACUGAUACACCUAGUAAGAAAAAGAAAAAGAAGAAGCAUCAUACUAAAGAAGAAGAUUUACAAACCGAGGCUUUAAACGUAGAUAGUGACUUUUUAAGUACACUAAAAGAAUCAGAAACUAUAAUUCCAAAAAAGUUUCAUAAGAAGAAAAGAAAACAUAUGACAUCGGAUGAAACCAGUCCAAAUGUAAAUCUCAAUGAGAGUUUUCAAAAAGACAAAACCGCUAAAGACCUUUCAAAAGAUGAUCUACAUGAACGUAUUCUCACCGAAGGAAGAGAAGUUGACGGAAGUACUAAUGAAGUAAAUAAUGAUAAUUGUAUGGAAAAUUCAGAUACAACUGAUACACCUAGUAAGAAAAAGAAAAAGAAGAAGCAUCAUACUAAAGAAGAAGAUUUACAAACCGGGGCUUUAAACGUAGAUGGUGACAUUUCAAGUACACUAAAAGAUAAAGAAACUAUAAUUCCAAAACAGUUUCAUAAGAAGAAAAGAAAACAUACGACAUCGGAUGAAACUAAUCCAAAUUUAAAUGUCAAUGAGGGUUUCCAAAAUGACAAAACUGCUACAGACUUUUCAAAAGAUGUUCUACAUGAAUGUAUUGUCACUGAAGGAAGAGAAGGAGAAGGAAGAGAAGGAGAAGGAAGAGAAGGUGACGGAAGUACUAAUAAAGUCAAUAAUGGUGCUGUGGAAAAUUUAGAGACAGCUGAUAUACCAAGUAAGAAAAAGAAAAAAAAGAAGCAUCAUACAAAAGAAGUAGAUUCAAUCAAAGGAAGGGAAGAUGAGAAGAACAUUAUAUUAUCUCUGCAAAGCAAGGCUUUAAUGGUAGAUAAGAAGAAAAGAAAAGAUAUGAAAUUUGAUGAAACCAAUCCAAUUGCAAAUCUCAAUGAUAGUUUCCAAACAGAUGAAACUGCUACAGAUUUUUUUCAAAAUUUACACCCAUCCAAAAAACUUAAGAAAAAACAUAAAUCGUCAAAUGAAAAUCAUUUAUCAAAGCCCUCUCUGGAAAUUUACAAUGGCAAUGGUGCAGAAGAUAAAAAUGAAAACGUCCCAAAGAAAAAAAAUAAAACCCAUAGUAAUAAGCUUAAUUGUUACGCAGAUAUUCCACCUAAUGACUGUAGUUUAGAAAUGGCAGCUAACAAGCUUUUGGAAAGUAAAAAAGAAGGCCAAUGCUCCACGGAAAAACCGGACAUUGAAAUUUCGGGAACUAUCGACAGUAAUUCAUUAGCAAAGGAACCCAGUAAAAGCAAAGCUAUUUCUGAAAAAUUGAAAGAUAAGAAAAGAGUUGACAAAGCUACAUCGAAGAAGAAGGAAAAGAAAGUUAAGAACAACUCUGAAACAUUGAAAAGCAAAUUACUUAAGGAAACCUUUGGUAAACACAAAAAAUCAAAAGAUAACCACCUAAAGUCAGCCAAACACAAAAAAGUUGAUGAUUUACAAAACCAAUUGUUGAAACAGGCUUUGGGGCGUUUAGAAAAGCCGGAAAGUAUACAAAAGUCAAACAAACCUCAAAUGAAGACUGAAGAAAAUGUCAAUGACCUUAGAAAAAAUUUUCUGUCAGAAGCUUUUAGCACCAUUAAAGAUUCUAAAGAAAAGACUGCAAAACUUAAAGCUAAAGCCAAUAUUCUUGAAAAUAAAACUCUUAAAAAAAGUAAAAGCGAGGAUAAUAAAACAGAGGUUAAAGUGAAAAAUAACCAAAAGAAAAAACGUGAGGUGAAGGAAAAUAAAAUAGAUAAACUGACGGAUGUUUUGAUCUCAAAAGCAUUAGAAAAAGUGUCGAGUUCUGGCCGGCCAGACACAGAACCAGGCAAGGCGGGGCGCGACAGGGCAUUUUGCCCCGGGGCGUCUUGUGCGACGGGAAUUGCACGGGCGCUUAUGGAGCUCCACACACAGGACCGGGCGAGGCAGGGCACGUCGAAAAGACGCCCCCGGGCGCCCUCAGGGCAAAAUGCGAAGGUCUCCAAAAUUAUGCCCCGAGGCAAGUCGCUGCCGGGCAGAACUUUCUGCGCAUGCGCGGUCAUGUGA
This is a messenger RNA of Macrosteles quadrilineatus (aster leafhopper), 2403 nucleotides long. Its product is annotated as glutamic acid-rich protein-like. NCBI's taxonomy places the organism in Eukaryota, Metazoa, Arthropoda, Insecta, Hemiptera, Cicadellidae. The record is from RefSeq and is a predicted model, not a curated record. Bases 1 to 2403 code for a protein of 800 amino acids. The transcript is spliced from 2 exons.